AAAAGCCCAAAUUCAGAGAUGCUUUAUUUUGUGUAAGAUGCAUCGAGCCUACCAGCCAAUUUUACCAUGUGGCAACAAAUAUCUUCAGCUAAAAUGGGACAAAGCAAAGUAUGAAGAACACAAGAAAAGGAUCCUGGCAGCGAAACCAUUAGUGGACACAAGUACCCCUGCAACAUAUGGACAUCUUCAUCUGAAGUUAGGGAAGCUGAAGUUGGAGGAAGAUCGACUUUCAGUCAUCGAAAGAGACAACCGUUUGCUGCUGGAGAAGAUGUCCUGCAUCAUGAGGACAAAAGGACAAAUCGACAAUAAAAAUGACUAUAAGGCCAAAAGGUAA
Molecule: messenger RNA, 334 nt
Organism: Dromaius novaehollandiae (emu)
Lineage: Eukaryota; Metazoa; Chordata; Aves; Casuariiformes; Dromaiidae
Gene: CFAP97D2
Product: CFAP97 domain containing 2
Exons: 3
Coding region: 38-334 (98 amino acids)
Source: RefSeq, a predicted model, not a curated record